Molecule: messenger RNA, 1886 nt
Organism: Biomphalaria glabrata
Lineage: Eukaryota; Metazoa; Mollusca; Gastropoda; Planorbidae
Product: hemagglutinin/amebocyte aggregation factor-like
Exons: 4
Coding region: 41-589 (182 amino acids)
Source: RefSeq, a predicted model, not a curated record
UUUAAGGCAACUAGCAUUGGUGCGGUUUGAUUUCAUUACAAUGUUGCAUGUCUUCUGUUUCUCUAUGUUCAUCUGGUCUGUCCAUAGCCAGAUAUGGAUGACCCAAUUUGACCAGCACUUUCAGUUUGUAUGCCCUCCUGGUCAGACUAUCAGGUCAUUGGUGAGUUUUCAUGAGAACCAUUAUGAAGAUCGUGUUUGGAAUUUUAGCUGCGCUGCCCCUCCCCAUGGAGUAGCCCUCGCCACAUGUCAAUGGAGCGGUUUUGAAAAUGACUUUGACCAACUGUUGGAGUUCCAAUGUCCAAACGAAAGCAUCAUCAGUGGUAUAGAGAGUGUCAAUGACAAUGGGCACGAGGACAGGAAAUGGUCAUUUCUCUGUUGUGAUCCUGAAGGCUAUGUAACACACGCUUGUCUGUAUACUCCGUAUGUCAACACGUAUGACAAUGUUCUAAACUACAGAGUUCCGAAUGACUUUGUCUUGAGAGGAGUGGACAGUGUCCAUGACAACCACUAUGAAGAUCGUAUCUUCAAAUUUGAUAUUUGUAAACUGGAUCCUAUUGGAGAAAUAGAAGAAGGAGCCGUUGUAGGAUAGACAUUUUGUCUGUUUGUUUACAUGACUCAGCAAUAUUUAUAUUCAUAUACAUUUACAAUAGGAACUUGACUGAUGAUAGUGUGAAUGUUUGUGUACGCUGCCCUCUGGGCUAUAUCGAAUACAAAAUUAAGACAUGAUAGUGUGAAUGUUUGUGUACGCUGCCCUCUGGACUAUAUCGAAUACAAAGUUAAGACAGUUACGUUGUUCAGCUCGGACUAAACCUUUUCCUUUUUGUUGCGACUAUUUUAACAAUCAAAAAGUUCAGAUAGCCUACAGCUGGUUGUUUUAUGGCCAGGGAUAAUUAACAAUAACCUCCUGACAUUGUCCUGCUAUUUUACCAUAACCUCCUGACAUUGUCCUGCUAUUUUACCAUAACCUCCUGACAAUGUCCUGCUAUGUUACCAUAACCUCCUGACAAUGUCCUGCUAUGUUACAAUAACCUCCUGACAAUGUCCUGCUAUGUUACAAUAACCUCCUGACAAUGUCCUGCUAUGUUAGAAUAACCUCCUGACAAUGUCCUUCUAUGUUACAAUAACCUCCUGACAAUGUCCUGCUAUGUUAGAAUAACCUCCUGACAAUGUCCUGCUAUGUUACAAUAACCUCCUGACAUUGUCCUGCUAUUUUACCAUAACCUCCUGACAUUGUCCUGCUAUUUUACCAUAACCUCCUGACAAUGUCCUGCUAUUUUAGAAUAACCUCCUGACAAUAUCCUGCUAUGUUACAAUAACCUCCUGACAAUGUCCUGCUAUGUUACCAUAACCUCCUGACAAUGUCCUGCUAUGUUACAAUAACCUCCUGACAAUGUCCUGCUAUGUUACAACAACCUCCUGACAAUGUCCUGCUAUGUUAGAAUAACCUCCUGACAAUGUCCUGCUAUGCUACCAUAACUUCCUGACAAUGUUCUGCUAUGUUGAAAACAGAAAUGUGCCCAGGCGGAUUGUGUAGUACUCUGACUCAGUUAUUUGUGAAAUAAUUUCUUAAAUGUCUUCGCACAGUUUUGUAGAAUUCCAUUUCUCAGAGACUUUGAUAACAAAAAUAUUUUGUUUUGUCUUUUUUUCUAAUUCUAUUUUUAGAUACAAAACAUUGAGUGUGUGUUAUGCCCCCCUGUGCACGUGCUUAAUCUGAGGUUACUCUGUAGCAGCUGAAGUUGAAAUAGGCUCAUUUAAAACAGUUCAUUGGUUAGUUUAAGGAAACUACGCUAUUGAAGUUAGAACUCUCCCCCUUUUAAGAUUACGAUACUCUGUUAAGUUAAAUAUCACUUGUUGGAUCCUUUAAAUAAAGAUGUUCUCUUGGUGAA